Molecule: messenger RNA, 1011 nt
Organism: Musca vetustissima
Lineage: Eukaryota; Metazoa; Arthropoda; Insecta; Diptera; Muscidae
Exons: 1
Coding region: 1-1011 (336 amino acids)
Source: RefSeq, a predicted model, not a curated record
AUGGGCAUCGACUGGAUACAAAGUUUUAACCUUUGGGACACACCAAUUUCAGCUUGGUGUCGCCAAAUAUCAACCGACGAAUACUUAUCUAACCUGAGAAACAAGUAUCAAACAGUUUUCGACAACAGCAGUUUAGGUCUCUGCACCAAAACUAAAGUCCACAUUAAACUUCUACCAGAUGCAAAAGAAGUUUUCAUUGCAAAACGUCCAGUUCCAUACACCGUACGAGCAGAUAUCGAAACAGAGCUAGAUAGACUUGAAAAAGCAAAUAUCCUCACACCAGUCAAUUCUUCGAAAUUCGCAGCGUCAAUAGUCGUGAGCAGAAAGAACGGUAAAAUCAGAAUUUGUGCAGGCUACUCUACGGGCCUCAACAAUUCAAUUGAACCAAACCAAUACCCUUUGCCCACUGCCGAAGAAAUUCUUGCCGACUGUCACAAUUGCAUGAUAUUCACACAUUUAGAUAUCUCCGACGCAUACCUUCAAGUGGAAAUCGACGAUCAAAGUAAGGACUUACUUACAAUAAACACCCACAAGGGUUUAUACAAAUUUAAUCGCCUCACUCCAGGAAUCAAAUCCGCACCAGGAGCCUUUCAGCGAAUCAUGGAUGAGCUAUGCACAGGCAUCCAAGGAGCUCGAGCAUACAUAGACGACAUAGUCUUGGCGAGUACAUCACUAAAUGAUCAGAAGACUAAUCUUAACCUGUUAUUACAGAAAAUACAAGAUUAUAGUUUUAAACUCAAAUUCGAAAAAUGCCAAUUUUUCAAACCAUCAAUCAAGUAUCUUGGUCAAAUCAUUGAUAAGGACGGCAUACGACCCGAUCCAGACAAAAUUCUUGCAAUACAGAAUAUAAAGGUCCCAGAAAAUAUUUCUCAGGUGCGAUCUUUACUCGGUUCCAUAAACUACUAUGGAAAAUAUGUCAACAACAUGAGGAAAAUCAGGAAACCACUAGAUGACCUCUUAAAAAAGGAACACAAGGUCCAAAGAGUGUCAACAGUCUCUAGACGAAUGUAA